UCUCUCUCUCUCUCUCUCUUUCUCUUUUUUGCUCCAACGCCUCCCUCUCUGUUUCUUCCCCUGCUCUUCUUCUCUUCUUUCUUUUUAUUUUAUUUGUUUUUUUCUCUGCCCCGCGAGAAUUCCUUCACCAACCCCCUCUGCGAAAAUGGUUCGAGGUUUCUAAAGCGCGUAUAUUUAUCUAUCGGAAGGAGAUAGCCGGUGGAGGAGCUGGCGAUCGAGAGAGAAUCAUCUCCAAAAAGAUAGGCUUUGUGCGGAGUAAGCUGAAGAAAGUUAUGGUGGGUCGGAUGAUUCGGAUGGGGAACGAGGACGCGGGUGGUCCGGCGUGGCUGAGGCCGCUGCUGCAGACGAGCUUCUUCGUGCCCUGCGAGGUCCACGCCGACUCCAGCAAGAGCGAGUGCAACAUGUACUGUCUGGAUUGCACCGGCGACGCCCUCUGCUCCUACUGCCUUCCCCGCCACAAGGACCACCGCGUUGUUCAGAUUCGGAGAUCGUCGUACCACAACGUGAUCAGGGUGUCGGAGGUGUCCAAGUUCAUAGACAUUUCGUGCGUGCAGACCUACAUUAUCAACAGCGCCAAGAUCGUGUUCUUGAAUGAGCGGCCGCAGCCGAGGCCCGGGAAGGGCGUCACCAACACCUGCGAAAUCUGCUGCCGCAGCCUCCUCGACUCCUUCCGAUUCUGCUCCCUCGGCUGCAAGCUGGGAGGCAUGAAGCGCGACCCGGAGCUGAGCUUCACGCUGCGUCCGAAGCCCAAUCGGGAUUCACUGCACGGAUCAGAGUCCGACGAGUCGUCCACCCCGAGAAAGGUCCGAAGAACGACGGGCUUCAUGAAUCGCUCCAUCGAGAUUCCCAUGGCGCCGUCCGAUGAUGAAGGAGGACACCUGACGAGCAGCAUUUCUCCGGGCACGCCUCCCAUCAUCAGCUACCGCACGUCGAGGCGAAAGGGUACACCACAGCGCGCUCCAUUCUAAUUAGAAAGAGAUAAGAUUCUGCAAAAAGAGCGGGCAAUAAUGAAAGAAUAAUUGAGUAGAAAAGGCAAAGAUCCAAUGCAUGUAGGAAGACAGACAAACAUCCAGCCACAUACAGUAAAUUAUCUUAGAAAUAAUAUACCCCCGGUAUAAUGUAAAGGACAUGCUGAAAUGAUGACUAAACAUAUAGGAGUUUAUAAGAGAGCGUAGGAAAUUACGGAACCCAAAUUAAUAAGCCUUCCACUCUUCUGGUGUGGGUUGUUUUCAGGUUUUCUUUAAUUACGUCCCUAAAAAUGUGUAUAUAUAUACAACUUAACUGUAUGUAUUCUUCCGGAAUCUAUAGGCACGCUGUAGGUCUUUCGAAUGUACAGAUAGCAUGCAGCCGUGUAAAAAGGAAACAAAUUAUUAUGUACAAUAUAUGUAUGUAGACUUCGAUCUCUGCGUUGAUGGAGCACGGUACUCAUCCUUUCAGGUCGUGUUCUGGGAUCGGUUCAUUAUGUAUAAUAAAGCUUUUCUUAA
This is a messenger RNA of Ananas comosus (pineapple), 1484 nucleotides long. RefSeq lists its product as uncharacterized. The transcript is spliced from 5 exons. NCBI's taxonomy places the organism in Eukaryota, Viridiplantae, Streptophyta, Magnoliopsida, Poales, Bromeliaceae. The coding region runs from base 273 to 968 and encodes 231 amino acids. The record is from RefSeq and is a predicted model, not a curated record.